This is a messenger RNA of Recurvomyces mirabilis, 699 nucleotides long. RefSeq lists its product as uncharacterized. The transcript has a single exon. Lineage: Eukaryota; Fungi; Ascomycota; Dothideomycetes; Mycosphaerellales; Teratosphaeriaceae. Bases 1 to 699 code for a protein of 232 amino acids. The record is from RefSeq and is a predicted model, not a curated record.
AUGAACGAUCAAGACGAUCGUCUGAGUGCAGAAGUGGCGUUGCUCGAGAGCAUGUACCCCGAGCAGCUUCACUUCGACCCAAGGGCACAAGAGGUGAGCUAUAAAUCAGCCAGUGGUAGUCUCCAAGUGAGGCUUCCAGCGGGAUAUUUGCAUGAUUCACCGCCUGACAUUCUCGCCGCCGGUGCUGGCAGAAGAGACCUGCGGUCAGAUCUGAAGAAGCGCAUCACAGAUCUCGCUAUCGGUGAGGAGGUACUGGACUCUAUCAUUGCGAUCUUUGAUGAGCUCUGCGAAGAAGUCGAACGCCAAGCAGCUUCCAAUACUUCUGCUCAAGCUCACAAAUAUGAGACUACACAAGCACCAGAGCCAAAAGCCACGGUAGUAAUCUGGCUCCAUCACUUACUCAACACAAACAAGCGGAAGCAAGCUCUCUCGCCACCAUCCUCUGCAGUAUCGGGAUUGUCCAAGCCUGGCUAUCCCGGUGUGCUCGUGUACUCCGGGCCCUCCUCAGGCGUACAUGAGCAUGUCAAUGAACUUAAGCAGCUGAAUUGGGCAGCUUUCCAGGUUAGGUUUGAGACGGACGAAGAAUGGAUCUUCGAGCACGGAACUGGAGUCAAGGAGGUGGAAGCGAUGAAGGAUCUGGUUGUGGAUGUUGGAGAAGCAAGGAGAGAGGAGUUCAUGGAGGCCAUGCGCAUGAAGUGA